AUGGAUAACAAUAAGAUAGACACACCUUUGGCUUCGUUUUCCUUAACACAUGUUCACUAUAACCCGGAGGACCCUUUAUCCUACCUUUGUGCUUUCCUUUCGCUCGUUCCACAAGCAAUUGUUGUUGUCUAUGUUGCGCUGAUAUGGGCAUCGCGGGAGGUUGAGGUCCUCUUCAUGUUUGCUGGCCAAAUCCUUUGCGAGGCGUUAAACUUUGGGCUGAAAAGGGUGAUUCGACAAGAGCGGCCGCAGCGUACGUUACCCCAGAACCUUUCUUUGCUAAGAUUCUUGUCGAUAUGGAAAUUCAUUUCGGCUCCGGCUAAACGUCAACCUUCUUUAGAGGUUUACGGCAAGGGUUAUGGUAUGCCCUCUUCCCAUUCGCAGUUUGUGGCUUUCUUCGCUUUCUCCGUAGCCCUCUUUCUUCUCGUGCGACACAAGCCCACCAGCUCCUCCACACUACCCAACGAUUCCCCAUCAACUCUCACAGAACGAGUUAUUCUUUCACUUCUCGCUUUUUCCGGAGCCGCUGCAGUAGCCUCAAGCCGUAUAUACCUCAAUUAUCAUACCCCGAAGCAGGUUAUGGUUGGUAUCGCGGCGGGAAUUGCGUUCUCUGUGGUUUGGUAUUUGUUUGGAACGCAUCUUCGGCGAUCGGGCUGGAUUGACUGGCUUUUGGAAGUAAGAAUGGCAAAGCUGUUGAGAAUGCGCGACUUGUUAAUAGGAGAGGACUUGGCUGAAGCCGGAUGGCAGAGAUGGAAAGUGAAGCGGGGACAAAGCGUUGUGAAAAAAUUCGAAUAG
This is a messenger RNA of Coccidioides immitis RS, 792 nucleotides long. RefSeq names its product PAP2 domain-containing protein. Lineage: Eukaryota; Fungi; Ascomycota; Eurotiomycetes; Onygenales; Onygenaceae. The coding region runs from base 1 to 792 and encodes 263 amino acids. Gene Ontology annotation, cellular component: endoplasmic reticulum membrane; intracellular membrane-bounded organelle. Gene Ontology annotation, molecular function: dolichyldiphosphatase activity. The record is from RefSeq and is a predicted model, not a curated record. The transcript has 2 exons. Gene Ontology annotation, biological process: lipid biosynthetic process; protein N-linked glycosylation.